Molecule: messenger RNA, 323 nt
Organism: Nicotiana attenuata
Lineage: Eukaryota; Viridiplantae; Streptophyta; Magnoliopsida; Solanales; Solanaceae
Product: salt stress-induced hydrophobic peptide ESI3
Exons: 2
Coding region: 77-241 (54 amino acids)
Cellular component (GO): membrane
Source: RefSeq, a predicted model, not a curated record
UUCCUUCUUAAUUUCCCUAAGUUUUACAGAUCACAACAGAAAACCUAAAAGGAAACACAGAGAGAGAAAGACGAAAAUGGGUUCUGAAACUUUUCUUGAAGUCAUCCUUGCUAUCAUCCUUCCUCCUGUUGGUGUCUUCCUUCGUUAUGGCUGUGGUGUGGAGUUUUGGAUAUGUUUGUUGCUGACAAUUCUGGGGUACAUACCUGGCAUUAUUUACGCACUUUAUGUGUUGGUUGGAUAGUGCAACACUUGUACUGUAAAUAUUAUGCCUCUUUAUCUUUGUAUCAUUCUCCAAUAAAUACUUUCUUCUUUUUUUCUCUUAU